AUGCCGUUGACCGUCCUAACAGACACAGACGUCCGCCGCUUAUUACACCAAUUGUCCAGACAAGACAUUCUUGACCUGCAGCAGAGCCUUGCAGAUGGUCUCCACUACUAUUCGACUUCCACCGACGAGGACUCCAAUGCCUGUUGUUCCUCGUACCAGCCUAUGCGCACAGCGCUCAAGCGCAAUGACGGUCAGACCACCCUCUUCAUGCCUGCCUCGAGCAACGACGGCAUUGGCUUCAAGGUCGUAACUCUUGCCUCGUCAGAUGCGACGAAAUCGUCAGAUAUUUCGUCCAUCAGAUCCUCCCUGAAGACUACCUCUCUUUCCGAUUCAACGCAGUCCAGCAGCUCCUUCGAUCAGCCUCAGUCUCUCGCAAGUUCGCAGAGCACAACUCCGAAAGGCACGUUGCAGCUCCUAGACAAGGCCGGAGGACCUCGCGCACUUAUUAAUGCUGAAGAAAUUACCGCCUUCCGCACCGCGCUCGCCAGUACCAUGCUGUUUAAGAAGCGGCAUAAUGUGCACGAUGUAGUGGUUUUUGGCGCAGGCAAACAAGCCUACUGGCACAUCAGACUUGCCCUCAUGCUCCGCAGCACCGACAUCCACCACCUCAACAUCAUAAAUCGCGAUUUCGAGCGCGUCCAUCACCUCCUCCAAGCUCUUUACAACCCCGACGAGCAGCCGACCAAGUUCGACCCCAGUACCACAAAGAUCCCUUCUUAUAGGAAAGAAGGCGAAGGGCUCCAUCGACCCAAGAUACAAAUCCUCACCCCGUCGCACGGCGAAUAUGAGCGCCUCCUCAAAUCCACGAUCCGCGCUUCCUCUGUAAUACUCUGCACAACACCGAGCUUAACUCCGCUCUUUCCGGCGCCGUACCUCACGAACCCUGAGGGCCGCAAGAAAGGGAGGUAUGUAGCUGCGAUUGGGAGUUACAAACCUGAUAUGUGCGAAAUUCACCCUGACAUCCUCCGCCAAAAUGUCACGCCUGAUCACGGACGCCACUUCCACAAACAUGCCAGCCAAGGCGGCGCGGUGGUGGUCGACAGUGUCGAAGCGUGUCUCAAGGAAGCAGGCGAGAUCAUUCAAGCCGGUCUCUCGCCUUCGGAAGUUGUUGAGAUUGGUGAACUGGUCAUGCUUAAGCGAGAUGCUGAGAAGCGGCGAUCAGAGUGUCAUGCACAAAAACGCAUGAUUGAAGAGGGCUUGGACGACGAUGGUGUGGAGCUGGGUGAGGCACCUUCAACGAAGAACAAGAACAGAGGAAGCAACAAGAGCAGAACAGACGAUCAUGGCGAUAAGGAGCAUCAGAGUUUGAUAGAUUGGCUGCAGAAGGGUAACGUUAUCUACAAGAGCGUUGGCUUGGGUCUUAUGGAUGUUGUAGUUGGCAGCGAUUUGGUGCGGUUGGCGGAUGAGAGGGGCAUUGGCACAAGGAUUGACAACUUCUAG
Messenger RNA from Ascochyta rabiei, 1440 nucleotides. RefSeq lists its product as uncharacterized. The coding region runs from base 1 to 1440 and encodes 479 amino acids. Gene Ontology annotation, cellular component: cytoplasm. NCBI's taxonomy places the organism in Eukaryota, Fungi, Ascomycota, Dothideomycetes, Pleosporales, Didymellaceae. The record is from RefSeq and is a predicted model, not a curated record. The transcript has 2 exons.